ACUCCACUUCCCUCACAGAGAGUAGAGUAAGCAGCGGGCUGUGGGCAGGCAGCAGCGCAGGGACGGACUGCCGGUGAAGGCGGCGGCUUGUGUUACUGUUGUGAAAACAAGUGUGAAGGCGUGUGAUUCAUUAUGCGGCGAGGGGAGCCCGCUCCACAGGCUUUCCAAGCCCCGGUGGACGUCCACGCCAGCGCAGACGGUCAGGUGUAUCUGUUCAAGGGGAGACAGAAUGACUCCUCUGUAUCCUCAGACGACGAGGAGUUCAACGUCAUGGAGAUGAGACCGUUGGUUUCUCGAGAGCAGGAGCGAGACAGACUGAAGAAUGUCCAGCUGCUGGAGCGGAAGGUGGAGGAUGGCGACAAUCUCAACAAGCUCGCACUGCAAUAUGGCUGCAAGGUUGCAGAUAUUAAGCGGGUGAACAACCUUAUGCAGGAGCAAGAUUUAUUCGCACUGACAUCCAUCAAAAUACCGGUACAGAAACACAGCGUUUUAACAGAGACUUACACUGACAAAAAUGAAGAAGAGAUGCCACACGCGUCUGAUUCCCCAGUAAAGACUCUAGACAGAGCCAGAAACCAACCACAUGCACAGGAGGUCACAGACUUUCUCAUGGAGGUGGAUAAUGACAUUGAGAAACUCAUUCAGACUUCGAACGAUCAAGAUGAGGACAUGUUGUGUAACUCAGAGAAAGAGCAACGGUUUGGUUUCAGAGGACGGGGCCUGACCAGUCACGGUGCCGACUGGGGAAUCCAGUGGUGGAACGCUGUGGUUGCCAUGCUCCUGAUAGGCAUCAUCCUGCCAUUAUUUUACGUCAUUUAUUUCAAGACGAAAGAUAAUGGAGUCGUUCCACCAACAAAUGGUAGUGGCACUUUAGAGUCGUCCAUCACCUCUUCAAACAACUCAGGGAUGGGGCUCAGCACAAAAGGACUUAAGCAUUUUCAAGAACCAGCAUAGUGAAGACUAGAGUCUCAGACAACCAGAAACAUUUUAAGACUGUUGGUGACGAUCAAAAAAAGAGCCUUAUCUAUCAUUGAUUUAGCGCAGUGAAAUAUCAGCUUUUAUCAAGUUAAAAAGAGUGAAUUUUACCUUUUUAUUAUGGUGUAACUGAAGAUGGGUGAAGACGCUGGAAUCGUUACAUUGGAGUGAAGUUGCUCCAAGUUGUUUUCAUCCUACAUCCACACAACUACAUUUUCGUUUGAAAAUGCAUCAACUCUGCUACGGAUACGUUUAGAGCGGGUACAAUUUGGAAACGCUGCUGGUCCCGUUUUAGUUUGAAAACUCAGGGGCUGCGUUGAUGAAGAUGAAGAAACGUAGAUGAUUGGAAACGAAGUCGUAGACACUCAUGACCGCCUGCCGAUUGGGUGUCUUUGGUCAUAACGUAGCUUUUGCUGAUUUGUUUUGCUCCCAUCACAUGACCCCCUUCCGGAGGAAAACAACCGGCAUUAGCCUUGACUAACAGGAACCGAGCUAUUAUGCAGCGUUACUUAUACCUCGGAGGUCCGCCCUCAGAAGGACGUCAUAUCCGAAUAACCCAAAUUGUGAUCGAUCCAGUUGCACAGGCUCAGUGUUUAUGUUUGCCAGCUAGCCAUUGUUAGCGAAAAACUUUCAUAAUAACACAUUACGUGGCAUUUUACGCAUACUAACACCGUAGUAACACAUCCACAGUCAGUAAUUGGACAAUACUAGGUGUACGACAAAUUUAAUGAAUAAUAUAGAAGUGCUAAUAAACAGCAUAAACUAAACCUUUCACUAAUGUUAAUACACAAAGCGGCCAUCUUGUAUUUCUAAGUCGGGGAGGUGAGUUUUCUCCGACCUUCCGAGUCGAAACUUCAACUUGAGGGGUUGUUCCAGUUGCAACUUUCGACCCAGGCAUUAUUCUAGCAGCCUCAUUUUUGUGACGAUGCAGGGCAGCAGCAUUUCAUCAAACAGCUUCUAUAGAGAACAGUUUUCUGAUUCUUUGCCUUGACAAACUCUUCAUGUUGGUUGGGAUCUCAGUUUUCUCAGGUGUUUUGCUAAAUUUGAGUUAUGAAAUGUGUCUUGAAGCUCCUCCACAUGACUCAAUCUAAACAUUGUAUGGAAAACAUUAUGAGAGAAUAAAUCCACACUGUAGUUGUAUCUCUUUCUGCGUUAUCACAAGCUGCCUUUCCACCACUGUGUGUUAAAUGUCAUAUCAGCGUCAGAUAUCAGGCGAAAAUGUGAUAUCUGUCGUGGCAGAGUAAUAUAUUUUUAAACUGAUCAAAUGGGAGAUUUAUUUUAUAUUUUAUAACGGUGUUCCCCUGUUGCCAAAACUGUGUGAGGUUAUGUUGUAUUUGACCUGGGUGUGAGCGUCGUGUGUGUGCCUCUUUUUGGUCUAACUUAUUUUCAAUGUGUCAAGUUUUUAUUGUUUAGUUAUGACAAUGCACCCUGUGCCUUAUCUCUGAGUCUGAUGAUGCCAAACGUGUGUUUACAGUAAUAAUUAUUUGGUUUUGACUAUGUGUUCAUUUCACAUCAACUUUUAAAAUACAAGGUGUUGUAUUUUGAAAAUGACUUACUCUUGUGAGUGUCUUAAACCUUUAUUGUUAUAUUUAAAUUGCACGCUCCUGUCAUUCAUUGUCUGAUGGGAAUUCAAGUCCAUUGUGAACAGGUUGUGAAUUCUAAGUCUAAAUUAUUAUUUUAUUUUAACAAAACAGGUGAAGGAUUUUCAUUAACGUAUUUCAAUAACAUUUGAGUUCCAUUGUCUUUGGAAGAGUUGACACAAUGGAUGUGCACGACUCUUUUCAUGAGCGUGUCUCUAUUUAAUAGAAACUUGGAGUCCGUUUACAGCAACAGCACAAACAGCAGCUUUCAAACUGAUCACAGUAAAAUCAGCAGGUCUAUGAACAUUAUAAAUUAUGAAGGGAAAUUUAUUGCAGAACUGUUGAAUGAGAUUGCAUUAGUUUUAGUUAGGUUGUUCCUAAUAAACUGGUCAUUGUAUGCAGUAA
Hippoglossus stenolepis (Pacific halibut) is the source of this 2960-nucleotide messenger RNA. It is a transcript of the gene lysmd4, whose product is annotated as LysM, putative peptidoglycan-binding, domain containing 4. NCBI's taxonomy places the organism in Eukaryota, Metazoa, Chordata, Actinopteri, Pleuronectiformes, Pleuronectidae. The transcript is spliced from 3 exons. Bases 133 to 954 code for a protein of 273 amino acids. The record is from RefSeq and is a predicted model, not a curated record.